CUGGGAUUUGGGAUGGUGGGAACCCAUCUGCACAGCAGCUGCUGCUAGGCUGGGGGGAGUGCAGCCUGGGGCAGGAUCUCAAUUUCUCCCCUUUCCCACCUGGAUUUCUCCCUGUGCAGCUGGAUUUCUGGCUGGCCCCCCGUGGCCUCGGCUCUCCCGUGGAUAUCCGGGUGCCCUUCCCGAGCCUGCAGCCCGUCAAAGCCCACCUGGAGGCCAGUGGGGUGUCCUACUCCAUCAUGAUCGAGGACGUGCAGGAACUGCUGGAUGAGGAGCAGAGGGAGAUGAUCCGGAGCAGCCGCCGGCUGCCGCUCUCCACCAGCACCUUCAACUACGAGGCCUAUCACACCCUGGACGAGAUUUACGCCUUCAUGGACAUGCUGGUGGCCGAGAACCCCAACCUGGUGAGCAAACUGGAGAUCGGCCGCUCCACCGAGGACCGGCCCCUCUACGUGCUCAAGUUCAGCACAGGGGGCUCGAACCGCCCGGCCGUGUGGAUCGACACCGGGAUCCACUCCCGCGAGUGGGUGACUCAGGCCAGCGGGGUCUGGUUCGCCAAGAAGAUCGUCGAUGACCACGCGAACAACGAAGGGGUGGCCUCCAUCCUGGACACCAUGGACAUCUUCCUGGAGAUCGUCACCAACCCCGAUGGCUUUGCCUACACCCACAGCACGAACCGCAUGUGGCGCAAGACCAGGUCCAAGCACUCGGGUGCCAUCUGCGUCGGCGUCGACCCCAACCGCAACUGGGACGCAGGCUUUGGAGGGUCCGGGGCCAGCGGGAACUCCUGCACGGAGACCUACCACGGCCCCUACCCCAACUCGGAGCCCGAGGUCAAAUCCAUCGUGGACUUCGUGAAGGGCCACGGGAACAUCAAGGCUUUCGUGUCCAUCCACAGCUAUUCCCAGCUCCUGCUCUAUCCCUACGGAUACACCAGCACCCCGGCCCCGGAUGAGCAGGAGCUGGUAGGGCCCCCGGGGAGGUUUGGGGGGGCGG
Molecule: messenger RNA, 993 nt
Organism: Neopelma chrysocephalum (saffron-crested tyrant-manakin)
Lineage: Eukaryota; Metazoa; Chordata; Aves; Passeriformes; Pipridae
Product: carboxypeptidase A1-like
Exons: 7
Biological process (GO): proteolysis
Molecular function (GO): metallocarboxypeptidase activity; zinc ion binding
Source: RefSeq, a predicted model, not a curated record